GGCUGUUUUCUUUUUGUAGAUUUCGAUGAAGAGAUGCCAAAGAUGGAGAUCGACGUGUCGGUGACCGAGCGCCUGGAAGCCGUGGACGAGAUGCCUCCCGGUGGGACCCCCACCCUCGAGUCGGCCGUGCCCUCUGUCCCCGGCCGUCCCCACCGCUGCCUCACCUGCCCCAAGUCCUUCCGCUACCCCUCGCAGCUGCUGCUGCACCAGCGCCGGCACCAGCGCGAGAAGGUGCUGGGCUGUCCCGAGUGCUGCGAGCGCUUCGCCUCGCGGCUGGAUCUCUCCCGUCACCGGCGCCUGCGGCACGAGGCGCAGGGCGGUCCCUGGCGCUGCGCCGAGUGCGGCAAGGAGUUCGCCAAGGCCCGCUCGCUCUCCGACCACCGGCGGCUGCACACGGCCGAACGGCAGUAUCGCUGCCAGCUGUGCGGCAAGUCCUUCCUCUACCCCUCGCAGCUGGCCAAGCACCGGCACGCCCACACCGGCGAGCGGCCCUGUAAGUGCCCCGUCUGCGGCAAGGGCUUCUCCGUCGCCUCGGUGCUCCAGCGGCACCAGCUGAUCCACACCGGCGAGCGGCCCUACCCCUGCCCGGACUGCGGCAAGGCCUUCAGCCAGUCCUCGCACCUCAAGACGCACCGGCGGCUGCACACCGGCGAGCGGCCCUACCCCUGCGGCCUGUGCGGCAAGGCCUUCCGGGCGGCCUCUACCCUGGCCAAGCACCUGCUGGCCCACUCGCGGCCCGGCCCCCACCGCUGCGGUCAGUGCGGCAAGGAGUUCGCCCGGCCGGACUCGCUGAGGGCCCACGAGCGGGCCCACGCCCCCCCCGGGCGCCCUCUGCAGUGCCGGCUGUGCGAGCGCAGCUUCCCCUACCCGUCGCUGCUGCGGGUCCACGAGCGAUCCCACGGAGGGGGCCAGCCCCGGGCCUACCAGUGCGGCUUCUGCCCCCGGGCCUUCCCCUACCCCUCCCAGCUGGCCAUGCACCAGCGCACCCACACGGGCGAGAGGCCCUUCCGCUGCGCCCUGUGCGGCAAGGGCUUCACCGUCCCCUCCAAGCUGCGCUCGCACCAGCACGUCCACACCGGCGACAAGCCCUUCAAGUGCACGGCCUGCGGCAAGGGCUUCACCCAGUCCUCGGCGCUGCUGCGGCACCAGCACACCCACACCGGCGAGCGGCUCUACCGCUGCGGCCAGUGCGGCCGCUCCUUCGGCCAGUCCUCCCACCUCAAGGCCCACCAGCGCACGCACGGUGGCGCCGAGGAGGACCAGCAGGCCGGCCGCCAACCCCCCCGGCACCCGUCCGAGGGCGGCCCCUUCAUCUGCACGGCCUGCGGCCGGGGCUUCAGCCGCUUCCGCUCGGUGGCGGCCCACCGCUGCCGGGAAGGGCCGCCCCCGGCCCUGCACCAGUGCGGCUUCUGCCCGCGCUCCUUCCGCUACCCCUCCCAGCUGACCCUGCACCGCCGGGUGCACACGGGCGAGCGGCCCUUCGCCUGCGGCCUGUGCGGCAAGGCCUUCGCCGUCCCCUCCAAGCUGCGGGCCCACCAGCUGACCCACACCGGCGAGCGGCCCUUCCGCUGCGCGGCCUGCGGCAAGGGCUUCACCCAGUCCUCGGCGCUGCUGCGGCACCAGCACACACACACCGGCGAGGGCCGGGCCUACCGCUGCUCGGCCUGCGGCCGCUCCUUCCGCUGGCCGGCCCACCUGCGGGCCCACCAGCAGCAGGCGCCGGCGGGCGGGCCCUGCUCCCGGGCCCAAGCCCCCGAGGAGCGGCCCUGCCCCUGCCCGCACUGCCCCAAGCGCUUCCGCUACCCCUCCCAGCUGGCCCUGCACCGCUCGGUCCACACCGGCGAGCGGCCCUUCCCCUGCGGCCUGUGCGGCCGGGCCUUCGCCUCCGCCUCCAAGCUGAGGGCCCACCAGCAGCUGCAGCACCGAGGGGGCGAGCAGGCUCCGGGCCUGGGCAGGCCCCGGAAGCCCGGCCGGGCCCAGCCGGAGCAGGCCGGCGCCGCCGCCGCGCCCCCUCCCGCCCCCCGCUCCCACCAGUGCCCCUUCUGCCCCAAGGCCUUCCUCUACCCUUCGCGCCUGGCCCUCCACCAGCGCAUCCACACCGGCGAGCGGCCCUUCCAGUGCGGCCUGUGCCGCAAGGGCUUCGCCGUCUCCUCGGCCCUGCUCCGGCACCGCCUCAUCCACGCCGGCGAGCGGCCCUACGAGUGCGCCGAGUGCGGCAAGGCCUUCACCCAGUCCUCCCACCUCAAGACCCACCGGCGCCUGCACUCCGCCCCCCGGCCGCCCCCUCCCUUCCAGUGCGGCCUGUGCGGCCGGGCCUUCAGGGCCCAGAGCGGCCUGGACAAGCACCGGGCCUGCUGCCGCCGGCCGGGGGAGGGGGAGGGGGAGGGGGAGGGGGAGGGCCGGGGGCAAGGCCGCCGGAGGAGGAGGAGGCUGCAGCCCGGCGAGAAGCCCCACCGCUGCCCCGAGUGCCCCCGAGCCUUCCGCUACCCGUCGCAGCUGAAGGCCCACGGCCGGGCCCACGCCGGCGGCGCCGGGGAAGCCGCCUCCCUCCGCCGCCGGCAGGGGCCCCCCCCACCUCCCCGCCACCAGUGCCCCCUCUGCCACAAGCUCUUCCGCUACCCCUCCCAGGCCGCCAAGCACCGGCUGGCCCACACCGGCGAGCGGCCCUGCGUCUGCGGCCUGUGCGGCAAGGCCUUCGCCGUCUCCUCGGCCCUGCGCCGGCACCGGCUCACCCACACCGGCGAGAGGCCCUACCGCUGCGCCGAGUGCGGCCGGGCCUUCACCCAGUCCUCCCACCUCAAGACCCACCGGCACCGGGUCCACCAGCACCGCCACCACCACCCACAGGCCCCGGCCCAGCCCCAGCUCAAGGCCGAGCCCCAGCCCGAGCUGCAGCCCAAGAGCGAGCCGGGCCUCCCCGGCGGCGACGGGUACCCCCCGGCCCGGCUCCCCGCCCUCCCCGGCCCGGGGCAGCUCUCCGCCCCCCACCCUCCGCUCACCGCCCUCUGCACCGAGCAGAAGCCCCUCCGCCUCCCAGAGGUCCCCUCCCUCUACCCCGUCACCCACUGA
This is a messenger RNA of Carcharodon carcharias (great white shark), 3069 nucleotides long. Its product is annotated as zinc finger protein 665-like. Lineage: Eukaryota; Metazoa; Chordata; Chondrichthyes; Lamniformes; Lamnidae. The record is from RefSeq and is a predicted model, not a curated record. The transcript has a single exon. Gene Ontology annotation, biological process: regulation of cytokine production; regulation of immune system process; negative regulation of transcription by RNA polymerase II. The coding region runs from base 34 to 3069 and encodes 1011 amino acids.